AUGGAUAACGAAGAAGCUGGUCCAUCUCGCCCAACUAAGACUGCAUCCAAACGUAAAGCUGGAAAACCAACGCUUCAGGAUAUCGCUUUUCGCUUCAUAAAUCGGAAUGGUUCUACCGGCCAGUGUGCGAUUGAUGCUUCAACUGCUAACAAAAAUGGAUUGCUGAAGGAUGAAAUGAUACCGGAACAAAAGCCAAGAAUCAUAACGAAGCGAUUGGUAGCUAUGGAUGCUCAACUACUUGUUGAUUCUAUCAUCAAAAUGGUUACCUGCAAUCGUCUUCCACUGGAAUGCGUUGAAUGGGAGGGAUUUAGACAGAUUCUGGACCCUCUUUCUGUCGCUGUUGGAGUGACCAUUAAUAAGAGCACCAUUAAGUCUCAUCUGCAUGGAAUUACCGGUCUGGUCCGAAAAGCGAUAGCCCUUGAAAUGCGAUGUAAACUAAUAUCGUUAAAAGUCGAUACUGCUUCGCGAUUCAACCGUCACAUUUUGGGGAUAAACGUCCAAUAUGCCAAAGGCGGUGCAGUUGUAAUCCGAACUCUAGGUAUGAUUGAGCUCAGGGAAAGGCAGACUGCAGCGGUUUUGAAGACCAAAAUCUUGGAAGUGCUAUCUACAUAUGGAGUCACAAUCGAGCAGAUCUACUCCGUCACGGUUGAUAACGGAGCCAAUAUGUUGGCCGCCGUGCGAAAGCUUAAAACGGACCUGGAUUGCAUGCUACUGCAGCAAAUAGAAGAGCUUCGAAAAAUGGAAGUGGCAACAAGUGAUGCAGACGAGGACACUUAUGUGGAUUUUGCUGGUGAUCUUGAGCUAACGAAGGACAUAUCGGAACAGUUCCAAGAACAAUUGAAUUUAAUAAGAUGUGCCGUACAUACACUUCAAUUGGCAAUCAAUGACGUGCUCAAUAAAUCCGAUGAAACGGUGAAACAAAUCACUACUGUGGCCAAAAAAUGCAAAGGAGUUAAGUACACACAAUUUUUCGAUAAUUACAAUGCGUCGCUUCCUCCAGUUUGGUGUCCAACGAGAUGGGGUGGCAUUUUUGAAAUGAUGGAUAGCUUUCAUAGUCAGAAGCAGUUUUUUGAAAAACUCGGGCAAGAAUUUCCAGAACUGGAGCUGUCUUCGAGUUUCUGGACUUUCAUUGCGAACUAUGUAAGCGCAUUCAGACCACCAUACAUCUGUACCAUCAAGAUGCAGGAGAAACAUGUGUCUCUACCUGACUUUUAUUUGGCUUGGUUGAUGACAUUGAGUGAAAUUCGGAAGCUUCAGGCAAACCCUUUUUCAGCACGGCUGGUGGAGUCAUUGACGGGGCGGCUGGAGAACUUGAAAGCAUCGCGAGCUUUUCAAGCAGCACUUUAUUUGGACCCACGUUUGAAUUUUUUGAACUCAAAAUUGUUCAAUGACGACGAAAAGCUAACCAUACAGAACUACAUCGUGGAAACAUGGGAAAGGAUCAGUAAGUUGAGUCCCCCAGCAGAAGCUGAAGCCGAUCAAAGUGGUACCAGUGAAGGCUGUAAUUUCGACGACUUCAUUACCGAUCUUUUUGGUGGUACCCUAGAUGAAUCAUCUAGUUCUAACAGUUCAAAAUUCGUUCAGCAACUUAGGGCUCAAGACGCAGAACCCCGUCAGAGUUUCAGUCACGACGUUUGGGAUUACUGGCUGAAAAGAGAGAAAAGUCACCCAGAACUAUUCGAAGUAGCGAUGGUGGCGCUUGCGGCUCCAUCAAACCAAGUGUCGGUGGAACGUGGUUUUUCUGCGCUUGCGUUGGUGCUGUCUCCACAGAGGACAAACUUAGGUCCGGAAACAUUGGAGAACAUACUAUUGAUAAAGCUGAACCAAGACGUAUUCAAACGAGAGAUAUCCAAUUAUGAUUGGAAAGGCAUAUAG
Armigeres subalbatus is the source of this 1875-nucleotide messenger RNA. RefSeq lists its product as uncharacterized. The transcript has 6 exons. Gene Ontology annotation, cellular component: nucleus. Gene Ontology annotation, biological process: regulation of transcription by RNA polymerase II. NCBI's taxonomy places the organism in Eukaryota, Metazoa, Arthropoda, Insecta, Diptera, Culicidae. The record is from RefSeq and is a predicted model, not a curated record. The coding region runs from base 1 to 1875 and encodes 624 amino acids. Gene Ontology annotation, molecular function: protein dimerization activity.